AUGGCAGCAAAUGUGGGGAACAGCAAGCCAGCGCCGCUCCCACUCGACGGCCGCGUCGCGCUCGUCACGGGCGGCUCGCGCGGCAUCGGCCGGGAGGUAUCCUCCCACCUCGCCGCCCUGGGCGCUCGCGUCGUGAUCAACUACGCCUCCGACUCCGCCAAAGCAUCCGCGCUCGCCACGGAGCUCAACUCGCGCGGCCUCGACGGCGGCGUCCGCGCCGUGGCGUUCCAGGCCGACGUAUCCGACCCCGCGUCGGUGCGCGCGCUCUUCGACCACGCGGAGGCGGCGUUCGGCUCCCCGCCGCACAUCGUGGUCGCCAGCGCCGGGCUCCUGAACCCCAAGUACCCCGCGCUCGCCGACACCACCGUCGAGGACUUCGACGCCAUGUUUGCGGUUAACGUGCGCGGCACGUUCCUGGUGUGCCGCGAGGCGGCCAACCGCAUGCCGCCCAGCAGCGGAGGCCGAAUCGUGACCUUCUCGUCGUCCAUCAUGGGCACGCUCCUCCCGGGGUACGCGGCAUACACAGCGACCAACAGCGCGGUGGAGGCGAUGACGAGGAUCCUGGCAAAGGAGGUGGCGGCCAAGGGGGUCACGGCCAACGUGGUGGCUCCUGGGCCGGUGCGCACGGAGCUGUUCAUGGCCGGGAAGGACGAGGCGUUCGUGCGCAGCGUGGAGGCUCGGUCCAUGGGGCGCCUCGCCGAGACGACGGACGUGGCGCCCGUGGUGGCCUUCUUGGCGAGCAACGCCGCGGGGUGGGUCAACGGCCAGGUCAUCAGGGUCAAUGGCGGUUUCGCGUGA
Molecule: messenger RNA, 798 nt
Organism: Lolium rigidum
Lineage: Eukaryota; Viridiplantae; Streptophyta; Magnoliopsida; Poales; Poaceae
Product: NADPH-dependent aldehyde reductase-like protein, chloroplastic
Exons: 1
Coding region: 1-798 (265 amino acids)
Source: RefSeq, a predicted model, not a curated record